AUGUCAUCAACUGCUGGUAGAGGAAAAACAGGUGGAAAAGGUGGUAAGGGAGCCAAGAGACAUAGAAAGGCCUUGAAGGAUUUCAUCUUUGGUAUUACCAAGCCAGCCAUCCGUCGUUUAGCGCGUCGUGGUGGUGUCAAGCGUAUCUCGUUCCCAAUUUAUGAAGAGAUCCGUAACGUCCUCCGUCAUUUCUUGGAGAAUGUCAUCCGUGAUUCAGUUGCCUACACUGAACACGCCAACCGUAGAACCGUAACAGCUAUGGACGUCGUUUACGCACUUAAGAAGCAAGGUCGUACCUUAUACGGUUUCAAUGGUUAA
Cavenderia fasciculata is the source of this 318-nucleotide messenger RNA. RefSeq names its product histone H4 (gene H4a). The record is from RefSeq and is a predicted model, not a curated record. The coding region runs from base 1 to 318 and encodes 105 amino acids. Gene Ontology annotation, molecular function: protein heterodimerization activity; DNA binding; structural constituent of chromatin. NCBI's taxonomy places the organism in Eukaryota, Evosea, Eumycetozoa, Acytosteliales, Cavenderiaceae. The transcript has a single exon. Gene Ontology annotation, cellular component: nucleosome. Gene Ontology annotation, biological process: nucleosome assembly.